CGACAAUUAGUUAGACUGUCAAAUCAAACGAAUUUGGGAAUUUAUAAAAUUUGUAUGAAUUUAUUAGACACAAAGUCAUUCCAUCUCAGAGAUUUUCUCGACGCCAUCUCUGAUAACUACAACUUUGAUGAUAAGAGCGUUUUAUUGUCACAGAUACAAUCUACUAUCAAGGACCUAGACAGUCAUUCUGCUCACGUUCAAGAGUCGAGGACGAAACUACAGCGUACAGUCAAAUACGCAGAAAGACAACACCUAGAGAGGACAAAAGAGCUAGGUAGAAACUUUGAAGCGGUUGGCUUCUCUUUCCUCGAUUUGGAGUCUUCGAUAUCUCACGUGGGAAAUACUACAGUCGGUAUCGGUGAACAUCUCCAGGUGAUAUCAGAUCACCGUAGUCGUGCAAUAGCAGCUCGUGAUUUAAUUCAACACUACAACACUCUAGCACGUGGAAACACCUCACAAUUGGAUAGCCUACGCAAGUCCUCAGGUAAAGAUAGCAGGUUAAAUUGCGCAAUCUUACUGCGUAGAUUAUCAGCCUUGUCAGCAGUAGUUGAUGCUCCACACGCACAGAAUACUCACCAAUUGAUCGAUAAAUACUGCGAGAAGUUCGAGAAGGAUAUGCUCAAAUUAUUUGACAAGAGUUAUAGGAAAGGUGAUCCAAAAAUGAUGGCACAUUGCGCUCAAACUUUGCUGGUUUUCAACGGUGGUGCAUCUUGUAUGCAGGUUUACGUCAACCAGCAUGAUUUCUUCAUUUCGAAAGAUAGAAUUGGCAAUGCUGAUAAUAGCGACAAUAAUGCUGCUUUCUGGAACACCCUCAGCGAUCCUGAUAAACAAGCUCCAACUGUAGAGCCAUCGUUGAGUGCACUAGUUGAUGAAAUUCGUAGCACUGUCGAACAAGAGGCUCAAAUUAUACAAGCAGUUUUCCCAAAUCCUGCAUUAGUCAUGCAGGUAUUCUUACAAAGAGUAUUCGCACAAUCCAUUCAAUCCAAAUUGGAAGAUUUGCUUGAAAAGGCUGGUUCUUUAUCAAGAUUUUCAUUUUUAAGAAUGUUACAUAUAUCCAGAAUGACAAUUAGCGGCUUAGUAGAGGAUUUGAAGAAAUACGAUACGUUAUCAUCAUCUGUUAAAACCAUAGGAAGUGGUUUAGUAGCACCAGGAACAUUCGCUGGUCCUAGUGGUAUUUCAACACUCUUAGAUCAAUCGUUGGAUGAACUAUUUGUUCCCUACAUGGAAGGCGAGAGAUACAUAUCCCUUGAAUGUACAUCUUUAACCGAAUUAUACGCUGGUUAUUUAUCUAGUUUCACAUUAUACCACAACGCAGUGCAUUCCUCAAAAUCAACAUCCAUGCUCGAUAGAGUUGUUAAUCAACUUUCGGAAACAUCUUCAGCAUCAAGUUCAGCAGCAGCUUUGUUGAAACUCUCCGGUAAAAAUAACGACGAUGUUCUCAAUACACUUGAUGAAAAUGAUGGGAAGCUAUCGCUUGAUGUUGCUGAAAGGAUGUUGAAAUGGCAUGCUGAAUCUGUUGGUAGAUGUGUUGAUUUGACAUCAUCGAACAAUCUCUCGAAGAAUGUCUUUAAAUUGUUACAAACUCUCGCAGAAUCAAUUGGUAGAUCUUACGUAGAAACUGCUGUAGAUACCACGCUUUUCAAGCUCGAUAAUAGUAGAUCAGAGCCACCAUUUGAAUGUCUCGAGAUAUGCUCACCGGCAGAUCUCAUCACACAAUUGUGGCAGAGAUACGCAGCAACUACUAUCAUACCCCUUACCAACAAUGGUGCGAUCGGAAUGAAGAGAGAAUUGGCUUUGUUUGCAAAUAACACGAUAAGCAGGUUGGAAGUCAAACUGAAUGCCAUCUUGCAAAAUUUGAUGGAUGUCGUUAUCAACUACCUAGGUAGUUGCUUGCAAAAGCAACGCAAGGUUGACUUUAGACCAAAAGAUGAUGAUACCUCAUUCGCAAGGAUAAAUACAGAGCCUUGCUUAUUAUGUUGUGAAAUACUCUCUUUUGCUAGAGAAUCCGCAGUGGAAGCUCUCACUGGUUCGAAUUUGGAGAAAUUUUUAAUCGAACUUGGUGUAGCAUUCCACGGUUUAUUGCUGGAUCAUUUAAAGAAAUUCUCUGUAAAUCCAACCGGUGGACUGAUGUUGACGAAAGAUAUCGCAUUAUACCAAGAAACAAUAGCUAACUUCAAUCAACCAAUACUAAAACCGAGAUUUGAAAUGUUACGACAACUUGGUAAUUUGUUUAUAGUUAGACCGGAAGUGCUUAGAGCUUACAUGAGAGAUGACAUACACCUUUCUAAACUUGAUCCAGCGAUGUUGAGACCAUAUUUGGCCCAAAGAUCUGAUUACACGAUGGGAUUGGCGAAGUAUCUCGACAAAGAGUUGGGCAUUUCACAAACAUCUUUAGUUAAUGGUGGCAACUUAUACAGAGCUGCCUGGGCGUCACUUAAUAAUCCAUCAAGUACACCACCUAUACCAUCAAAAACACCAUCACCGGUGCCACACCUUCAACGACCAAAGUUAGCAUCAGAUGGACGUAAACGACCUGGUACUGCUAUAGGAGGACUGUUUGAGCAACUUGAGCAUUUGAAUAUUGGUUUAGGAUUGAAAGCAGAAGACGAUGAGAAGGAGAAGGAUUUGCAAAGUUCGAGAAAGAGCCCUGCGGAUGAUGUCGUAUGGCAGGUUAUAAACCAUCAAUUCUGCUCCUACAAAGUCAAGACGACAACGCAGAAUUUUUGUAGGAAUGAAUACAACGUCACUGGUUUCUGCAAUAGACAGUCAUGCCCACUCGCAAACUCUAGAUACGCGACUGUGCGAGAGCAUGAAGGUGUAAUAUACCUCUAUAUAAAAACUGCAGAAAGAGCACACACACCUAAACAUAUGUGGGAGAAGAUAAAACUCUCAUCAAAUUAUACAAAAGCCUUAGAACAGAUUGAUAGCAAUCUGAUAUACUGGCCUAACUUUACUAUACAUAAAUGCAAGCAGCGUAUUACAAAGAUUACCCAAUAUUUGAUUAAAUUGAGGAAACUGAAGAGUAGACAAGAGCCAAAGUUAGUUGGUAUAAAGAAAAAGCAGGAUAGAAGAGAAGCCACUAGAGAGGAGAAGGCUUUAUCUGCUGCAAAAUUAGAAAAGUCAAUUGAAGCAGAAUUGAUAAAUAGAUUGAAAUCCAAGGCGUACGGUGAUGCACCACUCAACGUUAAUGAGGACGUAUGGAGGAAAGUCCUUGAAUCAGACAAACAGGUUGAAAAUGAAGAGGAACUCCUCGACGAUGAGAGUGAAGAUGAUGAGAUUGAUAGCGAAGAUGAGAGAGAGUUUAUUGAAGCAUCCGAUAUUGAAUCUGACCUUGAGGAUAUGGAAGAAAGUGGCUUUAUCGACCAAGCUAGCUCAUCUGAAGGUGAAGAAUCAUCUGAGGAGAGCGAAUCGAGCGACGAUGAUGACAAUGACAAUCAAGGCGAAGAUAACAAAAAGAAGCGUAAGCUUAAACCAUCUAAUAAUACAAAGAAACCAAUUAAACGGCGACAACCUCAUGUUGAAGUUGAGUAUGAGAAUGAGGUUGAGCCAAUUACUAAAGAUAGUUUAAUUAAUUGGUAAAUUUAUAAUGUUAUUUAUAAAUUUAUUGUUAUUUUUAUUAAUUAUUGAUUUAUAUUUGUUAACUUUUGGU
This is a messenger RNA of Wallemia mellicola CBS 633.66, 3649 nucleotides long. Its product is annotated as Mak16-domain-containing protein. Gene Ontology annotation, biological process: exocytosis; Golgi to plasma membrane transport. The record is from RefSeq and is a predicted model, not a curated record. NCBI's taxonomy places the organism in Eukaryota, Fungi, Basidiomycota, Wallemiomycetes, Wallemiales, Wallemiaceae. The transcript is spliced from 7 exons. Gene Ontology annotation, cellular component: exocyst; cytoplasm. The coding region runs from base 55 to 3579 and encodes 1174 amino acids.